Microplitis mediator is the source of this 2488-nucleotide messenger RNA. It is a transcript of the gene CCT2, whose product is annotated as T-complex protein 1 subunit beta. Lineage: Eukaryota; Metazoa; Arthropoda; Insecta; Hymenoptera; Braconidae. The transcript has 4 exons. Gene Ontology annotation, molecular function: ATP-dependent protein folding chaperone; ATP binding; ATP hydrolysis activity. Gene Ontology annotation, cellular component: chaperonin-containing T-complex; cytosol. The record is from RefSeq and is a predicted model, not a curated record. Bases 156 to 1760 code for a protein of 534 amino acids. Gene Ontology annotation, biological process: protein folding.
AACACACAAAAUUUUACGCCAUAACUUUUAACUCCAUUGCCUUUUAAGACUCGAUUUCUGUGUUCAGUUUUCAGUCUCGUGUUAAAAAAAAAAUAUAUAAUAAUUAUCAACAUAUAUAUAAAUAUAUACUAAUUAUUUAUCUCAAAUAAUUAAUCAUGGUCUCGUUAAAUCCGGUGAGAAUUUUGAAAAAUGAAGCGGAAGAGGAGAAGGGAGAAAUUGCGAGGAUGAGCAUGUUCGCGGGAGCGACAGUAAUCGGAGAUCUACUCAAGUCCACCCUGGGCCCCAAGGGAAUGGACAAAAUUCUAGUGUCUUCUGGGAGAAACAGCGACCAGGUCCAAGUUACUAAUGACGGAGCGACGAUUUUGAGGAGCAUUGGAGUCGACAACCCGGCGGCGAAGAUUCUGGUUGACAUGUCGAGGGUUCAGGAUGACGAGGUCGGGGAUGGAACGACCACGGUCACGGUUUUGGCUUCGGAACUGCUCAAACAAGCAGAAAAAUUAAUUGAGCAUCGGAUCCACCCGCAGAUAAUAAUCGUCGGCUAUCGUAAAGCGACUCAGGAAGCACGUGAGGCUCUUCAGCUGUCCGCGAUUGACAACAGCGCAGACCCCGCGAAAUUCCGCGAGGAUUUGAUGAACAUCGCGCGCACUACAUUGUCUUCAAAAAUUCUUGCGCAACACAAAGAACACUUUGCUAAGCUCGCGGUCGACGCAGUUCUUCGUCUCAAAGGCAGCGGCAACUUGUCCGCGAUCCAGAUCAUCAAGAAACGAGGCGCGACUCUCGCGAAUUCAUUUUUGGACGAAGGAUUUCUUCUGGACAAAACGCCUGGAGUUCAUCAGCCCCGAAAAAUCCAGAACGCGAAAAUACUGAUCGCUAACACUCCCAUGGAUACCGACAAGAUCAAAGUCUUUGGGUCGAAGGUCAGAGUCGACUCGCUGGCAAAGAUCGCGGAGCUCGAAGUCGCAGAGAAGGAAAAAAUGAAGGACAAGGUCGACAAAAUUUUGAAACACGGGUGCAAUGUUUUCAUUAACCGACAGCUUAUUUACAAUUACCCGGAGCAAUUGUUUGCUGACGCGGGUGUGAUGGCUAUCGAGCAUGCGGACUUUGAUGGAAUUGAAAGACUGGCUUUGGUUACUGGAGGAGAGAUUGUCAGUACUUUUGAUCAUCCUGAGAUGGUUAAAUUGGGAAAAUGUGAACUGAUAGAAGAGAUUAUGAUUGGUGAGGACACACUCCUCCGUUUCUCCGGCGUUCCUCUAGGAGAAGCUUGCACAGUCGUGAUUCGUGGUGCGACCCAACAAAUUCUCGACGAGGCCGAGCGUUCUCUCCACGACGCCCUCUGUGUGUUGACCUCAACAGUCCGGGAGUCUCGCAUCGUCUACGGUGGAGGCUGCAGCGAAAUGUUGAUGGCCGUGGCCGUUAAUAAAGCAGCAGCCAACACUCCUGGCAAGGAAGCCGUCGCCAUGGAAGCCUUCGCCAAAGCACUUCAGCUGAUCCCCACUUACAUUUCCGACAACGCCGGGUACGACUCCGCUCAGCUGAUCAACGAACUUCGUGCCGCCCACAACUCCGGCGCCACUUCCAUGGGUCUCGAUAUGGAAAACGGCAAGAUCGGAUGCAUGAAAGCACUCGGCAUCACCGAGUCCUGGGCCGUCAAACGUCAAGUUCUUCUCAGUGCUGCAGAAGCCGCAGAAAUGAUUCUGCGCGUCGACGAAAUUCUUCGUUCCGCUCCGCGCAAGCGCGUCCAAGACCGCGGCCACUGUUAGAUUUUACUCACAUGUUUUUUAUUUCAUAUAUACUUCACAUUUUUUACACUCGCGGCAUUCAAAUCUUCUCCGAGGGCCACUCCGAAGGCCUUCUAAAAAUUUCACUCCUUAAUUUUUAUUAGAACCCGCGGGAAAAAUUUAAAUCCGCGGCUCGACCGCCAAACUUUGCUCUGGCGGUCGAGCCAUUAAUUAAUUUUUAUAACUCGGCCUGUAAUUAAAAUUAAGGGCUCAAAUUUUUUGAGGACUUCCUGGGAGGGCUCCAGAAGAGUCCUAGACCCCGCGGGAUUCAAAACUUUAAUUAUUAAUCAUAAUUAUAAUUAUAAUUGCAUAAUCUUAAGGUUAAUUCACGAGUUUGAUGAUUAAUUGGUCAUUAAUUAGGCAAUUAAGGUCUAAUUUUUUUUAGUUCAUGAGUCGGGGCGGCUCGAAGGACCUCUAGGAAGGUCUCCACAAAAUUUCGUUCCUUAAUUUUAAUUAGCGGCCGCGGUAGAGUUAAUUAAUUGGCAACGCCACCGCUAGGGAACAAUUCUGGCGGUCGGUCCGCGAAUAAAAAUUUUGUUUUUCGAGUUCUAAUUAAAAUUAAGGAAAGAAAUUUUGCAAGGACCUUCCGGGAGGUCCUCAGAAGGAUCCUAGAUGACGAUAAUUAAAAAAAAUUUGACAGUUGUCUUAUUAACGGCCGGUUGAUUGAAUUAAAAAGGAGGAAAUUUCACGCUAACAAAAAAUAAUUCAUG